CCAUGCAUUGUAGAGAUGGCACUCACGUGCUAUCUCUUCACAAACAUCUACUACUGAUUUUUUUAAAAAAUUUUUUUUAUUAUGUGAGUGGUUUUGAGGGUUUUUGCAUGGCUUAGUCAUCUCUCUAUAUAAGAAGAGUCAUCACAGUAAGCUUUGCAUCACAUCCAACAAAACAUAUAUACCUACAACCAUGGGUAGUUCCUCGGCCUUCUUUACUCUUCUGUCACUUCUCUUGGUCAUCACUGAUGCAAGAAUGGACCCGAUCGAUGCUCUGAAACCAGCUCUUGAAGCCCAUGGCUUGGAUCUCCAUGUUAAGAUUACGUCCGAUUUUGAUAAGGAUGUUUCAGGGAAGAUUAUGUCUGGUUUUGGUUCGGAUGAGAAAGCAAAUUAUUUCACGUAUGAUCAGCGGCCGAAGGAUGUUUCAGGGAAGAUUACGUCUGAUUUUGGUUCGGAUGAGAAAGCAAAUUAUUUCACGUAUGAUCAGCGGCCGAAGGAUGUUUCAGGGAAGAUUACGUCUGAUUUUGGUUCGGAUGAGAAAGCAAAUUAUUUCACGUAUGAUCAACGGCCCAAGGAUGUUUCAGGGAAGAUUACGUCUGGUUUUGGUUUGGAUGAGAAAACAAAUUAUUUCACGUACGAUCAAUCGCCCAAGGAUGUUUCAGGAAAGAUUACGUCUGCUUUUGGUUCGGAUGAGAAAGCAAAUUAUUUCACGUACGAUCAAUCGCCCAAGGAUGUUUCAGGGAAGAUUACGUCUGCUUUUGGUUCGGAUGAGAAAGCAAAUUAUUUCACGUACGAUCAACAGCCUAAGGAUGUUUCAGGGAAGAUUACAUCUGCUUUUGGUCUGGAUGAGAAAGCAAAUUUUUUCACGUACGAUCAACGGCCCAAGGAUGUUUUAGGGAAGAUUACGUCUGGUUUUGGUUCGGAUGAGAAAGCAAAUUAUUUCACGUACGAUCAACAGCCCAAGGAUGUUUCAGGGAAGAUUACAUCUGCUUUUGGUCCGGAUAAGAAAGCAAAUUAUUUCACGUACGAUCAACAGCCCAAGGAUGUUUCAGGGAAGAUUACGUCUGCUUUUGAUCCGGAUGAGAAAGCAAAUUAUUUCACUUACGAUAGUUGAUAGGAUCAAUUAUGUGUUCGGUUCUUUAAUUGAUCUUCCUGUGUUUUCGGUUUCUGCGGUGCUAAUUCUUUGUGUGUCCCAUCUCAUGAUGGAUGUAAUGUUAUGUACCUUCCGGUACUUAGUUUCUAUGUGCGUCCCAUCUCAUGAUGGAUGUAAUAUUAUGUACCUAAUAAGUGCACCCUGCAAUGCAUAUUGUACUUAAAUAUUGUGUUUAUUUGUUUC
Molecule: messenger RNA, 1333 nt
Organism: Tripterygium wilfordii
Lineage: Eukaryota; Viridiplantae; Streptophyta; Magnoliopsida; Celastrales; Celastraceae
Exons: 2
Coding region: 191-1111 (306 amino acids)
Source: RefSeq, a predicted model, not a curated record